UACCUCAUCUACUCCACUUUCUUUAAUUUUACACCAGACUACUUACUAUACAUAGUGAGAGAAGAUACAUUUCUCCACCAUCUCCAAAAUCAUCCAAACAAGCAACUUAAAAAACAGAUCUUUGUUGCUUCAACGACAAGAUUUGAGGCUCCCAAUAGCUUGAACAAGAAGCGGUUCCAACGGUUGGUUUGAAAGAGACUUGGGUUGGAUAAAUUCGACAAAAAAGAAGAGAGGAAUGUAUGGUGAUUCCCAUGCAUUAUCUUCUAUAUUUCCACCCAAUUUCAAGCAUAAAGAAGAGCAGCACCAAAUGGAAUCCGACUACUGCAAUAAUGGCAGCAGUAGUCAGAACAGUUAUGGGCUGCUGAGAUUUAGGUCUGCUCCCACUUCUCUGCUCGAGAGUUUCACAGAGAAGACUGGGAAAUUGGGGUUUUCAAGAUUCUACCCUGAUGAAAUGAAUGAGGCUGAGGCUGAAAACGGCGACGUUGAUGAUGGACAUGGCUCUGAUAAUAAUAAUAAUAAUAAUAAUAAUAAUAAUAAGGGCUCCGGUAAUAGAUUUGCGAAUUCGCAACUGCCGCCGCAGUAUCCGAGGCAAAGUGGAGCUCAAUUGGGAUACAGAGGUGUGCCCUUGAAUCAGGGGCUUAUGCGCCAGAACAGCUCUCCUGCUGGAUUGUUCUCUCAAAAUGGGUAUUCAGGUGUUGGAAGCUACAGGGUGGGUGGUGAUGGAGAUUUAAGGAAUAGGAAGCCCAUGAUCAGCUCUUCGUUAUCUCGUAUAUCAGAGUUUGAGAGCGAUAAUGGCGGCCUUGUUGAUGAAACAAAGGUCGGGAAUAGCAGUGCUGACAGUUUCAUUUUCACUUCAUUUGCUCCGUGGAACGAUUCUUCCUAUCUUGCAGAAAAUAGUGACAUCAAAAGGGUGAUCGAUAUUGAUCAAAAGCUGUUUCUCAAUAAUAGUGAGAGAUGUGAGAUUGGAAAUAGUAGGCCAAAUGGUCUGUGUCACCACCUAAGUUUGCCUAAGACUUCAUCUGAAAUGGUUGCUAUGGAGAAGCUGAUGCGCCUUCAAGACACGGUUCCUUGCAAGGUUCGUGCUAAGCGCGGCUGUGCCACUCAUCCCCGAAGCAUUGCAGAGAGGGUUAGGAGGGGCAGAAUCAGUGAGAGAAUGAGGAAGUUGCAGGAGCUUGUUCCAAACAUGGAUAAGCAAACCAACACAUCAGACAUGUUAGAUUUGGCUGUGGAAUACAUCAAAGGCCUCCAGAAACAGUACAAGACACUUAACGAUGUUCGAGCUAAUUGCAAGUGCUCAGCCUUUCCAAAGCGUUAGUUUCGGAUGAUCAGAUUCUACGAUCAGAUUUUUAUGUUUCCCGUUUUUGUGGAUUUAUGUAUUGUUUAGUCAAGAUAUAUAACUUAUUUUUGGUUGAGUUCUGUUAGGAAAAAUUAGGUGCAUGUAUGGCAACUAUUCAGGGAUGUUAUCUCUUUACAAUUUUAUUAUUAUUAUUAUUAUUAUUAUUAUUAUUAUUAUUA
Salvia splendens (bonfire salvia) is the source of this 1515-nucleotide messenger RNA. RefSeq names its product transcription factor bHLH130. The record is from RefSeq and is a predicted model, not a curated record. Gene Ontology annotation, biological process: regulation of transcription by RNA polymerase II. The transcript has 6 exons. NCBI's taxonomy places the organism in Eukaryota, Viridiplantae, Streptophyta, Magnoliopsida, Lamiales, Lamiaceae. The coding region runs from base 236 to 1315 and encodes 359 amino acids. Gene Ontology annotation, cellular component: nucleus. Gene Ontology annotation, molecular function: RNA polymerase II cis-regulatory region sequence-specific DNA binding; DNA-binding transcription factor activity, RNA polymerase II-specific; protein dimerization activity.